GACUUCCUGAUGUUUUAUUGUAUAAAAUGUAGCUAAACGUACAGUAGUUGCCCACGUGUAUCCUAUCAUUUGUUCGCCUUCGUACGGUCUACUCAGCGCAGCUUAGUGAACCUGGCAGUGUCUUAUACAGCGCUUAUUCCUUUAAAGAUUUGCACUGUUUGGUCUUUUUCUUGCUUUGAAUAUAUUUUCAGUGCGUGAUUCUUUCUGCACGGAUACAAUUGUUUUCUGCGAUCAGAAUUGGCAUCAUAGAAAACAUUUAACCAGUCAAUAAUAGCCGUAAAUCGACACUCAAUUAAAGCCAAGGUGGACUAUAGAUUCGACUCGUGUUUUCUUAGACACAGCUCUCCAGCCCAAACAAAAGACAGCAUUGUUAUUAAAAUUUCAGAGCAUUCCAGCUGGGGAGAGGGUUGACAAGUCGGGGCAGAUUACACCAUAUCCGUCCGGUCCACGUGCCGGAUCCUCCAUUGAUAGGAUUUAUCUGGCACCGUCACGACUGAAUAGACUCCACGCUUACUUGUCACGUGAUAGUCAUGAGGGUUAUCUAUUGAAAAGUGGUUAUACCGAAUCUCUCUUCCUAUAGAACAUUCAUUUGUUUUGUUUGAUCUUUCAGCUGGUGUCCCCGGAUAUAGUGGUUUGUCUAUGAAGCGACCCGGAUUAAACACCAUAGUCUAUCUGCUCUGUCUUGCUGCCAACAUAUGGGUCGUUUAUUCUCUUGGAAAACAGAGCUGUGAAGACGUUGACCCGACCAGGACCUGUAUGCUCUGGAGGAAUAAGGGACACUGUAAAAAUAAAACUUAUGAGGUGUACAUGAACCUUCAUUGUAAUCACACCUGUGGACUUUGUGAAGAUGAUCAGCACGUACCAUGUCCUAGUGGAUAUUUUUCUUGUUUGGAUGGGCUACCACGGUGUGUUCCGGUAAUGAACAUGUGCGACUGUAAAAAUGACUGUGAAAAUGGACACGAUGAGUACGACUGCAGCUGGAUGAAUUGCGAUGAAGUAAAUGCAACCCAAGAGGUAAUUCCCUUUGGAAACAUGACUGAAGCGCCGCUAAUAAAACCACCGGAUAGUAAUCGAACAAAUGGAGACUCGGAUAGCAUCGUAAUUGAGACAGUUGACAAGACCACGAAACUGCCAAUGUUUCCUGGACAAGCCCACAACGGUAUAGAUUGUCCAGCUCUACAAACUGCGUGUACCUCCAGUCAGAAGUGCAUCAGCAUUCUCUCCUGGUGCGAUGGCUGGAUAAAAGAUUGCCCCGAUGGUGAGGAUGAGACAGACUUAUGUUACAAGCCAGUCAACAGGGACGCUUUCAAGAAAAUGUCCGUGAAUGCACGGAUAAGUGUGUCAGCGUUCUUUGAAGCGAUCCAGCGGAUGAAGCACACCCAUUGUACAACACGAGUGUUCUCCUGCAAGGACUCUUGUAUGGACGAUGUUAAUCUUUACCGCUACGAAUGCGCCUGUGACAAGGAGUGUUGGCAGAGGAAUGAUUGCUGUCACGAUAUAGUCGAGCACUGUCCCACACACGUCAGACCCAAAGGUGUCAUAGAGAGAUGUUCACCCAAUUUAUUUGGUAAAGGCGAAGAUUUGUCCGCACUAGUGAUAGACCAGUGUCCGGAAAGCGCGACAGUGCACGAUGCAACGCGGUGUGGUGAACGCGACAAGCCCGAUAACGUGAAGUACUACGGAGCACCUGUCUAUAGUCCGGACGAGGAGAAACACUACCGGAACUACUACUGUGCCAAGUGUAAUGGAGCAGCGGCCGACAAUCUGGUUCCUUGGAACGUUUGGUUUGGCUGUCAGAGCACUGAGAAUGACUUUGAUGAAGACUGUGAUUCGCUCAUCUUCAUUCCUCCGCUGAACUACCCUCCAAGAACAUGCAGAGUGAAAAACUUCCAAGACCCGUCCUUCGAGGACACAGUCAUCACAACCCAACAAAAAGAAGGGAAAGCAGCUGAGCGGUGUCAGACUGUUUACGCUCCAGUCAAAUACAACGGCACCCUCUACAGGAACCCUUACUGUGUGUAUUUACACCGGUACCAAGUCGGAGAUAGAAACAUGACCAGGCUGUAUACUUGUGAUAUUGACUCUGAGCUGGAACCCUGUGGGGAGGGAACUGCUCCAUGUAGGCCCACUUUCACGUGCAUGUCUGACAGCGCUGUUUGUAAUGGGAUUGAGGAUUGUGAGGAUCGGAGUGAUGAGCCAGAAAGUUGCGCUGCUAAGUUUUGUUAUCCUGAUUUCCGAUGCAAGAGGACACAGCACCAGUGUUAUCCGCAGACGAACGUUUGUGAUGGAUUCCUGGACUGUGAUGAUGAAAGUGACGAAGCUGACUGCGAAGACGAUGACGAUGAUUAUGAAAUAGUGUACCGAACCAACUUCCACGAAAGUUUGUCGCGACUUUCAAAGUAUCCAAGAAUAUCGAACAGUUACUACCCAGGGAUCCCAAACAGUUAUGAUCCCAGCGAAACAGAAACAAGCGCUGUAACUAAAAAAUCUCCUAAAUGUAUUGAGCCACUGCAUUUUGAUGGAAUCAAUUGCAAAUAUAACGGGAGUAUAACCAGGAACAAAAAGUACGAAGAGGUAUACCUAAAACAAGACGUCACAACAAUAGCCUACAACAUUACCUUGUCCCCUCUGGGGUACCACAGACCCAAAGCCAUGAGCGAUGAUCCUGUCAAGUUCUUGACCAAACACCUUCAGCAUCACCCUUACCAGGUUGUGGAUUUUGAGAUGGAUAAUGUUGAACCUGGCGAGAUUCGGAAAGCCCAACUGGCCAUAAGGCAUCCGACCAAGCUAGAAGAAAGUAGAGGUGUUCAAGAGUUGGGAAGAACAAAAAGAUAUGUUGAUAAUUACUUACAGAUCGGGAGUGAAGUAUAUCAAAUCACAGCAAAGCUGGUGCAGUCUGAUAUCAAAGUCAAAGAGUUAAACACAUUGAUAGUUUGCCAGUUUGACAGCAGUGGUCCCAUUGUUCAGGUUUUAUGCACUGGAUGCGCGUAUGUGGAAUAUACUUCCCGUGAGUACACCAUCACCUCCUCUGGCUCUAUCCAACUCAAAGACUCCGGCCAAGUUCUGAAUUACCAAAACUACGAGCUGAGAGCCAAUGGCACCAUCCUUGUGUGCUGGGACACUCCUAACACAAACUCCACCGGUAGUGACACUAAAGCUGAUAACAGAGAUAAGUGGAUGAAGGUUUGGUUCGGGGUCGGCUACUCCCUUGCGCUCAUGGUUCACCUGGUGGCUAUCAACAUGAACCUGUUGUAUGGACGGAAGACCACACUCCGGAUCUUCUUCAUUAACUUCACCACGAUGGGAGUUAUCUGGAGUUUUGAUGCCCUAUUGAGCACAGUUUCGUCUGUGUACAGCAUUCAUGGCCAGUCCCUUCACCUGUAUGGGAACCUGGGUACUCUGGCCUGGCUCCUGAUCAUCAGUUUCCACCUCCUUCUCUCUGUGUCGGAUGGAAGUCCUGCAGUCUACUUCAGUGUGGAUAACUUGGUUUACUAUCACGUGUGUGGAUGGCUUGUCCCGUUGGGAUGGGUCCUACUUUUCUUCUUGCUCAGCACCUUGAAGGUAGUUGAGAACGUAGUUUGUUUGACAGAUUCCAGACAAAGUCUCCAGCUGAACCAAAUCAGUGAAAUUCUCCAUUUCCCAAUCUGGGUUCUUAUCGUGGUCGUGUUCUUCCUCCUACUAAUCGUCAUUGGAACCACAAAACGACUGAUGACUGGAAAAUCUGGAAAAGUUGAUCUCGAAGUUAUGGGAUGUCGCUUGCAGAUAAAGAUGAUGGUCUUCGUACUGUUUUUGCUUCAAGCCUUUCCGUGGACGAUCUCGCUCUGUUUAAAGUACAUUGCCGAAGAUUUCAUGUACCACAAUGCUGUGUUUUGUCUCAGUUGUGUGAUGGAGGGCUUCUACUUGAUAUACAUUCUAAAAGCUCUUGUGGACGGCAAUCUGGAGAAGCUCAGAAAUGAUUCAGCUAGUCAUGACUCACUUCAGAAGAUGGCCCCGUCCCCUAACUCUGAGCUCUCUCACACACCAGACAUGAAACCUGCUCUUCCUCCGAAAACGACUCGAGGACCUCGACCUCCACUCUACCAACGACCCAUCGAUCACAACUACACUCCAUUCCCUAGCCGCGAUCGCAUAUUCUACCCUCAGCAGGACCAGUACAGUCACCUCCAAGGUGGCAAUCUCGGUGGUAAUAGAAACGGGAAGAAGAAGGAUUACUACCCAGUGACAAAGUUAGGAUCACCUGCAUACACUGGCUCCAGAAAAGGGUCACUACCAAACCAAGACCAGCACCAAUACAUGCCUCUGAAGAGAAGUGAGCUGAACCAUACCCCCUCGCAAUCACCAGCUGAGGCUCGCUCUAGACAGCGAACUACCUCAAGCCAGGGCUUCACAGUUGUUUCCAAUGAACCAGGUUACCAACCAGUCACUCCCACUGACAAGGGAAAACACCGUGUCCCCAGGUCAGCCCAUCCGAGUGAUCAAUCAAACUCUCCGUCCGUACAGUUGACUGGUGGUGAACUAAAUGACAAUCCGCCACCCUAUCGUUUGUGCGAUGGGGAUUACGCUGAAACCCAGGCUAGUUCCAGCAAUGAAGGACAUUCAUUAUCAACUCCGAACUUAAAUCAGGUUUCGAACAAUUUGCAGGGCCCUCCACCUGUCUACAAUCAGUCGAGCACGGAAUUCAUUCCAGAGGGGGGCAGCGUAGAUACUUUUAAAUCCAGUUACUGUUAGAUUAGAUUUUAGCACGUUAUUUCUACAUUUCAUUUUAUUUGUUUUACUCAUCUGUUAUCUUAUUUCGGUAGUUAAUUCGAAUUGCAUUUUCGAAAAGCUGACCUACAGUUUUAAGCGAUAUCAUACAUUUUAUUAUUAUCACAAUCUAAAUAAUGUGACAGUUUGGUUUGAUAUUUUAAAGAAAACAUGAUAGAUGUUUCAAGAUAUUCAAUUGCCCUCACAAGAUGGUGCAUUUGCUGGGAUUUAAUUCUUUUAUCACAUCGA
Bolinopsis microptera is the source of this 4992-nucleotide messenger RNA. RefSeq lists its product as uncharacterized. Gene Ontology annotation, cellular component: plasma membrane. NCBI's taxonomy places the organism in Eukaryota, Metazoa, Ctenophora, Tentaculata, Lobata, Bolinopsidae. The transcript has 10 exons. Gene Ontology annotation, biological process: cell surface receptor signaling pathway. Bases 640 to 4728 code for a protein of 1362 amino acids. Gene Ontology annotation, molecular function: protein binding; transmembrane signaling receptor activity. The record is from RefSeq and is a predicted model, not a curated record.